AUGCAGCUGGAAGUUCCCCGUUCUCCAGCUCCACCUGUUUGGCUUCCGAGCGUGCACUCCGGGGCCCCCCACGCCCCCAUCUCCCAGCUGCCACGGACCGUGCCAGAGCAGACCGGGAGAGACGGACAUCUGAUGGCAGAGGUGCCGAGGGCGCAGCUAAUAAAAGCCAAAACUAUAAAAAUAAACAGCGCGGUGGCGGCACCUGCUGUCCCACCCCCGGGGAAAGCCGCGGCUUUUCCCGGGGUGAGGGCAGUGAGGUCCCCGUCACUGCGUUGUCCUCCCGGGCCAAAGUACACAGCACCGCCCAGAGGCCAUGUCAGUUUUCCACCACGAGAGGGCGCCACCGCACCACGGUUGGGACCUCUCAUGGUGGAAGAGCUGCAGCGCGUCUCACCUCUCUGCCGCAGGUGGCAGAGGUGGGCUGCGCUCGCAGCUUCGCCCUGGGUGUUGAAGACGAUUUUGAGGGGUUACAAGCUGCAGUUUGCCGCUGUUCCCCCUCGAUUCGCCGGCAUAAUACACUCCCAGGCUCAGGGAGAGUCAGCUCGUGUUUUGCAAGAGGAAAUCCUCUCACUGUUAAACAAAGGAGCAAUCUGUGUCGUUCCUCCCGCACAGUGUCUGAGGUUCGCUUUCCAGGGGACGUGCUACGAGUACCGCGUGCUCCCAUUCGGUCUGUCUUUAAGCCCGAGGGUGUUCCUCUGGUGCACGGAAGCGGCGAUAGCCCCGCUGAGACAGCAGGGCAUUCGCUUGGCCACAUAUCUGGACGAUUGGCUGCUUUUGGCACAAUCGAGGCAGGAGGCCAUGGCGCAUACGCGUAUUCUCACACGGCACCUAUUAGACCUGGGUUUUGUGAUAAACGCGGAAAAGAGCAUGCUGUGCCCGACACAGGACAUAAUCGUUCUGGGAUUAUCCCUGGACUCGGUGGUUUUCACGGCGCGCCCCUCGGCGGAGCGAGUGAGAGCUUUCAGAGCAUGUCUUGCGCUUUUCCAUCCAGGCAAAUCUGUUCAAUUCAGAUUGUGUCUUCGAUUACUCGGACUGAUGGCGUCAGCCAUUCUCGUGGUUCGUCUCGGUCGCCUCCACAUGAGGGAAUUCCAGCUCUGGGUGGCCUCAUGCGGGCUGGAUCCCGUGCGUCAUGGCGCACGGAGAGUGUUGGUUACGCCGGGGUGCGUCAGGGCACUGCGCCACUGGCGAGCCCCGUCGUUUCUGACCCGCGGGGUGCCCAUGGGCUCUGUCCUGUCCAGGAAGGUGGUCACUACGGACGCCAGCCACGGGUGGGGCGGAAUUCACGAGGGCCGGUCAGUGAGGGGCCGCUGGAGUGUGGACCUCCAGCGGUCUCACCUAAAUUUUCUGGAACUUUCAGCGGUGUUCCUCUCCCUGAAACACUUCCUUCCGUCUCUCAUGGGCCAUCAUGUCCUGGUGAGGACGGACAAUACGACGACGGUAGCGUACAUCAACCGCCAAGGGGGGUUGCGCUCUCGUCAGUUGCACAUGCUGGCACGCAGACUGAUCCUGUGGAGCUGCGGUCGUCUCCUCUCCCUGAGGGCGACGCACGUCCCGGGAGCUCUGAACACGGGCGCGGACCUGUUGUCCAGGGGCGCGCCGGUAUACGGGGAGUGGACUCUGCACCCAGAGAUUGUGGAACAGAUAUGGGCCCGUUAUGGUCGGGCCGCGGUGGAUCUGUUCGCGUCAAGAGGAAACGCGCAGUGCGCGCUUUUUUACUCUCUGCGCAACCUGGAUGCUUCCCUCGGCAUAGACGCACUAGCGCACGUCUGGCCGCACGAGCUUCUUUACGCGUUCCCUCCCCUGGCCCUGAUACCCCCCACUCUGUCCAGAGUGAGGGACCACGGCCACGCGCUGAUUCUGAUAGCUCCGCAUUGGCCUGCAAUGCAUUGGCUGGCGGAGAUAUAUCGGUUGCUGUGCGCGCAACCUUGGCAGCUCCCGCUGCGCAGGGACCUGUUAUCACAGGGGGGGGGGGCGGUUUUCCACCCGCACCCAGAACGCCUGGCGCUGUGGGUUUGGCCCCUGAGUGGUUCAAUUUGUCAGCUGUGGGAUUCCCACAGCGACCUGAUUGACAAACGAAAAGCCUUCUCCACAGUUAAAGUGUACUUGGCAGCUAUAGCCGCCUGUCACGUGGGGUUUGGGAAACAAACAGCGAGCCAGCACCCGCUGGUUUGCCGUUUUAUGAAGGGAGCGCGCAGGCUUCUCCCCGUGUCCAGACCACUGGUGCCACCAUGGGAUCUGGCUGUGGUUCUGGAGGGGCUCAAGGGUCCUCCUUUUGAGCCGCUGGGGGGAGCAGGCUUGAAACACCUGUCUCUCAAGACAGUGUUGUUACUGGCUCUGGCUUCGGCUAAACGGGUUAGUGACAUCCAUGCGCUUUCGGUGCAUCCAUCAUGCACUCAGCUUUUCCCGGGGGAUGUGAGGAUGAUUUUGAAGCCCAACCCGGCCUUUGUGCCUAAGGUAGUGGGCUCAUGUUCUCCUAUUGACCUUGUGGCCUUUGCUGCCUCGCCUGGAGAGCAGCGGUCACAUGCGUUAUGUCCAGUCCGUGCGGUGCGCACUUACAUGGACAGGAGUAAGGGUUUCAGGAGGAGCGAUCAGCUGUUUGUCUCCUGGGCUAAUCCUCAUAAGGGGAAACCUGUCACAAAGCAGCGCCUGUCCCACUGGGUCGUGGAGGCGAUUGCUUUGGCUUAUACGAGUUAG
Scomber scombrus (Atlantic mackerel) is the source of this 2694-nucleotide messenger RNA. RefSeq lists its product as uncharacterized. The record is from RefSeq and is a predicted model, not a curated record. NCBI's taxonomy places the organism in Eukaryota, Metazoa, Chordata, Actinopteri, Scombriformes, Scombridae.